AUGGGGUUUCUGGACUUUGUCUUACGCAAAAUAAAGGGUUCCCGCCAUGAGAACCAUACCAGUCACACACAAAAAUCAUCGAAGAGCAACAAGACUGACACAAGCUACCAGAGUGAAGUGACGAAUAAUGGAUCUUCAAGAGGUCAUCCACAGGAUCCGCAAAAUGCAAGAAAAGUUCACUCACCACGCAAAAUUGAACAUCGAAAUGAAAACUCCGGCCAGCCCCAUCACGUACAUAAAACACCUUAUUCGAUCGAGAAGCAAAUCAAAUACAUCGAAAAACACAUCUAUGACUGGAAUAAAGAAAACCCCCCUAGUCGCCACGUUAAAAUCGAUAUCAUUAUCCUUCAAGGUCUACUCGACAUUAACCAGAAUUUGACAGAACCAAGAUCCAGCUCUCAAAUUAGAUUCAUUUGUAACCCUGAGAAGGUCUGGGGCAAAUUGAAUUCAGAACUACUACAAAUUGCAUGCAAGGAAAGGAAGUGGCACCCAGAUUUUUUGUGGUCUCCUUAUGAUUUGGAUGAAGAUGUCCAAAAAAGAAUGUUUAAAGAAAUUGCUAAAGAUGACCCGGUCUACAAGACGAAUAAGAAAGUCAUGAUAAUACGAGGACCCCCACGGGAUUAUCGGAUAUGUCAGCGCAUUGAUCGUCUUCGCGGUUGGGAGUCGAAACCUGAUCUAUACAAUUCCAAGUUGAGUAGAAUAGUGGAAGAUAUUGAAAGUUACAUCAAUGAACAGUUGGAAGGCGCACGGUCCAAAUCGAAGAAGGGCACCAUCACACCGCGAUACUUGAUUAAAAAAUGGCAGAAAGAUUAUCAUUUCGAAUUUAGUAAGGUGCUGCGAUCGCUAAAGAACAACAGUGUGGAACGAUCGAAACCGAGUGAACAUAGCGGCACAAAAAGUCAUGAAUCUCACAAGGUAGAUGGACCACGUGAUUCUGCCAUUUCCCUUCCAAACACCGGUCGACGAGCUCUAUCUAAAUCAAAAGGACCAAAGCCAUCAAAUCAUGGAUCCGAAAGUGAUACAUCUAUAUCUACACGUCCGCGCCGAGUGCAUCAGCAACACAAUUCUGCUGUAUCACCUUCAGGCGCCGGUGAACGACCUCCGUCUAAGUCACGUGCACAUAAACUAUCAGAUGAUGUUUCCGACAGUGACCCAUCUAUACAUCCGCGACGACGUAAACCAAAACCUUCCCAGCCGCUUAUUCCAAGUAAGCCUCAAACCAAGUCAAAUCGCGAUAAUUUAGCAAAGACCGCUCCUCAUACACGACCGUCAAUAACGAUUCAGUCGCCAAGUAAGGACGGAGGAAGGUCCUCUAGUAAAUCUCCACAUAGAAAACUUCAUGGACGCUCGCCUCGCACCCCUCGUACACCUCAAACGCCUUUAAAUAAAAGCCCAGGAAAACCAUCUUUGCCUCCGUCUUUAUAUCAGUCAGAUCAUGGCCGUCAGAAAUCUCCUGCACGGCCUCGAUCUAGCGACCGCAGAAUUAUGACUCAGGAAAGGAGUCAUCGAGACUUCCUAGAUCCUAUUACUAGCCAAUCGCAAUCACAAUCUUACCCUCACGCAAAUAGCAAUGAAGUGAGGCCAAGGAAUAGUUAUCCAGAUCUAUUCAACAAUAACCCUAAUUACUCUCAACAGCAACAAAAUUCGAACUCACAACUACUCUCGCCAUACGUCAACACGAAAUACGGAUACCCGAGGCCGUCAAAUGAAGAUACAAACUUGCCAUCACCUCCAGACGCAAAAGAUAUGUCAUGGAAAGAUGGUCGAACGCGCGAGCAAAUAGAAGAAAUACAUAGACAAGAGUACAAGAAACUCAGGUCGGAGGACGGCAUUAGUUGA
Botrytis deweyae is the source of this 1839-nucleotide messenger RNA. RefSeq lists its product as uncharacterized. Bases 1 to 1839 code for a protein of 612 amino acids. NCBI's taxonomy places the organism in Eukaryota, Fungi, Ascomycota, Leotiomycetes, Helotiales, Sclerotiniaceae. The record is from RefSeq and is a predicted model, not a curated record. The transcript has a single exon.